UUAGUGAUAGAGGGCCGUGGGGUCGCAGACAACAUCCAGAGAUUCUCCUCGCUGCCUCCCUACCUCCCUGUGAGCUAUCAUGUCCUCAGAGCAGAGGCCUCCUUCUUCCUAAAGGAAACCAACCAGGACUUCAUGCGCAACUCCAGUUUGCAGUCCAGAGUUGAGUCUUUCUUCACCUACAAAGCCAAGCGGGCCCCGAUAUUAAACGCUAGCUAUGGGCCUUUUUCAGUGGAAAAGGUUGUGCCUCUGGACUUGAUGUUGACUUCAAACCCUCUAGGCCCAACCAAUAAGUUCAGCUUCAACUGGAAACUGAAAGCCUACAUCCUGCAGGACAAAGUCUACCUGAGCCGGCCCAAAGUGCAGGUUCUGUUCUACAUCGUGGGCCGAGACUGGGAUGACCACAGUGCCACGGAGAAGCUGCCGUGCCUGCGGGUGUUUGCUUUCCGAGAGACCCGGGAGGUGCGGGGCAGCUGCCAGCUGAGAGGGGAGCUGGGGCUGUGUGUGGCCGAGCUGGAGCUGCUGCCCGGCUGGUUCAGCACCCCCAUGGUGGUGGCCGGGAGGAAGAAGGCGGCGGAGCAGCCGGACGGGAGCCCGGUGGAGCUCUACUACACCGUGCGGCCGGGGGACGAGCGUGGGGACUGUGCUGUGGGUGACGUCAGGAAAGGCAACGCCAUCCGGCCAGGGAAGGACGGGCUGAGCGAAACCACCUCACACCUACAGAGGAUCGGCACCGUCAGCCUUUACCGGGCCCAGGCCAGUGCCCAGCUCAGUGAGCUGCGGCUGGACGGCAACGUGGUUAUCUGGCUGCCGUCGAGGCCGGUCAAGCAGGGAGACGUGGUCACUGCCUACGUCACUAUCGCCAGCAACUCCACUGUGGACCUCUUCAUCUUGAGAGCCAAGGUGAAGAAGGGCGUGAACAUCCUGAGUGCGCAGACCAGCGAGCCUCGCCUGUGGGACUCCACACAGGAGACGGGCAACGGCGGCAAGCAUGCCACCACCACUGUGGUGUGUCAGCGCCUGGGGCCGGGGCCACGCAACAGGAGCACCGGUCUAUUCAGCGAGGUGGUACAGAUGAACUUCGAGAUCGCCGGCUUCAGCAGCCUCUCAGGGACCCAGCCCAUCACGUGGCAGGUGGAGUACCCGCAGAGAGGUCUCACGGACGUUGCUGUGUCUGAGAUCUUCAUCAGCCAGAAGGACCUGGUGGGCAUUGUCCCCCUCCCCAUGGACACUGAAAUCCUGAACACAGCCAUCCUCACGGGAAGGACAGUGGCCAUGCCCAUCAAGGUGGUCUCCGUGGAGGAGAAUAGCGCCGUGACGGACAUCUCGGAGUCGGUGGAGUGCACGUCCACUGAUGAGGACACCGUCAAGGUGUCCGACCGCUGUGACUACGUCUUCGUCAACGGCAAGGAGAUGAAAGGCAAAGUGGACGCAGUGGUGAACUUUACGUACCAGCACCUGAGUGCCCCCCUGCACAUCACUGUGUGGGUACCCCGGCUGCCUCUGCAGAUCGAGGUCUCUGACACUGAGCUGAGCCAGAUUAAAGGCUGGAGGGUUCCCAUCAUGGCCAGUAAGAGGCCCACCCAGGACAGUGAGGAGGAGGAUGAGGAGGAGCGGCGGGGCCGGGGCUGUGCCCUCCAGUACCAGCACGCCAUGGUGCGGGUCCUCACCCAGUUUGUGGCAGAGGGUACUGGCCCAUGGGGCCAGCUGAACCACCUGCUGAGCCCCGACUGGCAGCUCGACAUCACCCACCUGGUGACGGACUUCAUGAAGCUGGAGGAGCCCCGCAUUGCCACGCUCGAGGACAGCGGGGUCCUGGUCGGGCGGGAGGUUGGCAUGACGACCAUCCAGGUCCUGUCCCCACUGUCAGAUUCCAUCCUGGGGGAGAAGACGGUGACUGUGUUAGAUGACAAGGUGGCAGUUACAGACCUGGCCAUCCAGCUGGUGGCUGGGCUGUCCGUCACCCUCCACCCCAGCCCCAACAAUGGCAAGGCCAUCACAGCUGUGGCCACGGCCGAGGAGCAGCUGCGGACCCCCAAACAGGAAGCGGUGGUCAGCACGUGGCUCCAGUUCAGUGACGGCUCGGCGACGCCCCUGGACAUUUACGACACCAAGGACUUCUCGCUGGCCCCCAGCUCCCUGAACGAAGCCAUCAUUUCUGUCUCCCAGGGCCGCUCCCCAAGGUGGCCCAUGGUGGUGGCUGAGGGCGAAGGCCAGGGGCCGCUGGUCCGGGUGGACAUGACCAUCGCAGAGGCCUGCCAGAAGUUCAAGCGCAAGAGCGUGCUGGCUGUGGGCAUCGGCAACGUGAGGGUCAAGUUUGGGCAGAACAAGGCCGAAUCCAGCCCCAGCCAGGAUGACAAAGACGAGGAGAUAGAGAACCAUGCCAGCGACCGCCGGCAGAAGGGCCAGGACGGGCACCCCCUGGGCAGCCCCUCUGGGGGGCGCGAGGAGGGGGCGCUUCGGAAAGCCACCACCACGUCCCGGUCGCUGCUGGACAACAAGGCGGUGAGGACCAGCCGGCUGGAUGGGGGUCGGCUGCCUGGGGAGGGGCAGCUACAGAACAUCCCCAUUGACUUCACCAACUUCCCAGCCCAGGUGGACGCACCCCGGGCGGGGGCUGGGCUGGAGGAGAGCGGGCUGGUGCCGGCGCCUCGGGGGCUGAGCGACCUGGAGAUCGGCAUGUAUGCCCUGCUGGGGGUCUUCUGUCUGGCCGUCCUUGUCUUCCUCAUCAACUGCGCCACCUUUGCCCUCAAGUUCAGGCACAAGCAGGUGCCCCCAGAAGGCCAGACCCCCAUAACGCACUCCCACGACUGGGUGUGGCUGGGGAACGAGGCGGAGCUCGUGGAGAGUGUUGGGGACCUGUCUCUGCCCCAGGACGAGCACACUACCAUCCUGGACCGUGGGCUGGGGUGCUGCGAGGAGGGCAACCUCCUCCUCAAUGGGGGCUCCCAGAGGCACACUCAGGGCCAACCACCCUGUGCUGCGGACUCUGGGGGCAGGGCCGAGCCCCUACACUCCCCCACCUCUGGGAGGAAGCGGGUCAAGUUCACCACGUUCACCACCAUCCCCCCAGACGACGGCUGCCCCACCAUCAACUCCACCCUGGGCGGGCACGAGGAGGACAUCAAGUGGGUGUGCCAGGACACGGGCAGCUCCAGAGACCUGAGAGACUACCGGGAGAAAUUCAAAGAGAAGGCAUAG
Messenger RNA from Loxodonta africana (African savanna elephant), 3198 nucleotides. It is a transcript of the gene TMEM132C, whose product is annotated as transmembrane protein 132C. Lineage: Eukaryota; Metazoa; Chordata; Mammalia; Proboscidea; Elephantidae. The annotation marks the transcript as partial. The transcript is spliced from 8 exons. The record is from RefSeq and is a predicted model, not a curated record.